AUGUAAAAGUUUAAUAUAAUUUAAAAUGGAGUUCAAAGUCACCAUUAAAACAUUUGUGGUUGGAAAUUGUAAAGUACUACAUUUCAAAUUUCUUCAAUUAAUAAUGAAAGUUUAGUUUACAUAAAAAAUGAUAGAAUCUUUUAAGCGUAAGUCUUUGUUAAGUUAUAUCAAUUUAGAGAAUAAAUGACUCAUUAAUUAAAACAAAACGAUGUUGUUAUAAACCUAGAAUUAGUGAAACAUUUAACAUCAAAAGGAUAAUAUGAUUAAUAGAAUAAUAAAAGAAAAGGAAAAUGGAAAUUUUUUUGGAAGUAAUAAAGAAUAGAUGCAGGUGGACUUUACAAUGAUAAUGGGCUUAAAGUUGGAAAAUGGAUAGAAUUGUUUGAAAAUUUUUGGGAGUAUAAUGAAUCUGAGCUCUAAUAGAAAAGCCAAAAUAUUUUAUGAAGGAGAAUAUUAAGAUGGGAAAAAAAUUGGAUAGUGGAAUAGUAUAUAUUUAGAGAAGAUAAUGUAAAUAUAAUUAAAGAAAUAUAGAGGAGGAGGUUAUUUUAAUGAUGAUGGAUUAAAGACUGGAAAAUGGAUUGAAUUACAUCCUAAUUUUUAUGAGUACAUUAUUUAGAUAUAUAAUGAAGAUUAUCUGAAAUGUUUUACGUUGGGGAAUAUCAAUUAGGAAAAAGAAUUGGAUUUUGGAAUUUAAUUAAUAAGAAGAAAUAAAUGUAAAAAAUUGAAUUAUUUUAUAGAGGUGGAGGAGUUUAUAAUGAAAAUGGAUUAAAAGAUGGUAAAUGGAUUGAACCACACGAACAUUAUUUUAAGUAUUUAAUCGUUUUCAAUAUCAGCUUUUGUUAAGUAAUAUUUGUUGGUUCAUAUUAAAAUGGAAGAAAAUGUGGAAAAUGGGAAACUUUGCACUAGCAACUAGGAAAUAUAAAUUAUAUUGUUAUUGGUGGAGGAGUAUAUGAUGAUUUUGAUGUUAAAAAUGGAAUGUGGAAAGAGCUGCAUGCUAAUUUUUAAGAGUACAUAAAUUUUUAUUGUUAAGUUUUUCAGUAGUAAUUAAUGAAGGACUUUAUUAAGAUGGUUAAAAAAUUGGAAAUUGGAAUACUUUGUAUAGAAAAUAUGGAGAUGAAGAAUUUUAGACUAUGUAACAAUAAAAUUUAAUCUUUAGAGGAUCAGGAUUUUAUGAUGAAGAUGGUUAUAAGAAUGGAAUUUGGAAGGAAGUAGAUGUCAAUUUUUGGGAGUAAAUUUUUAAUUAAUAUAAAAUUAGUGAAUGUAUAGUAUUUCAUACUGGCUAAUAUCAUAAAGGAAAGAAAUUAUACAAAUGGGAUACAUUUAAUUAAAAUUAGUUAAUGUAAUUUAAUAGCUAUUUAAUAGAGGUGGUGGCUAAUACAAUAUUGAAGGUAAGAAACAAGGUAAGUGGAUUGAUAUAGAUGAAAAUUACUCAACGUAAUAAAAAUAGUUACAAUAAUAGAUCUCGAUCAAUUUUAUAUGAAGGAGAAUACAAAAAUGGAAGAAAAGUUGGAACUUGGUCCAUCUUAAAAUAUAUUUGUAAAGAAAUAACUUUAAUCAUGUAAAUAUAUAUUGAUAAUGACAGUGGUGGUGGUACAUAUGAUGAUGGUGAAAUGAAAAAUGGAAAAUGGCAUGAGUUAUUUGAUAAUUACAGAGAGUAAAAUAAUUAUUAAUUGAUCUAGAAAUUGUUAAGCUAUUUAGAUAGGUAGCUAUAUGAAUGGAAAAAUUUAUGGAAAUUGGAAUUAUAUUUAUAAGCACUAUAAUUCAUUAAAUUUUCAUAAAAUGUAAAUUUUAUUAUAUUAAACUAGAGGCGGAGGAUAAUAUGAUAACAAUGGAAAAAGGGAUGGAGUAUGGUUGGAAUUAUAUGAAAAUUUUUCAGAGUAUUAUUUUAUUGGAUUUAUUUUUAGAAAUUGUUAAGUCAUUUUAGUGGGAGAAUAUCAAAAUGGUUAUAAACAAGGAAGAUGGAAUUCAUUUUUUAGAGGUUGUAAUGAAUAUACUUAUAAAACACUGUAAAUUUUCAUUAAAGACAUUAAUUAGUGGAGGAGGUAUUUAUUAAGAGGAUGGUUUAAAAAAUGGAAAAUGGAUAGAAAUACAUGAAAACUUUUCAAAGUAUUAAUAAUCAAUUAUUGUCUUUUAGUUAUUGGUAGCAAAUAAUUGAUGUCGAAUAUUAAAAUGGCAUUAAACAGAAAAUAAUAUGA
This is a messenger RNA of Paramecium pentaurelia, 2192 nucleotides long. Lineage: Eukaryota; Ciliophora; Oligohymenophorea; Peniculida; Parameciidae. The record is from the annotation of a GenBank genome assembly.